AUGGACACCCAUCAUGUGAACCUGAAUUUUUUCCCGCACGAUGAGGAAGAAGAAAGGGUAAACAUAGCAAGUAAUUUCAACCUGCACUGCUCGCGCGAGCUCCUUAAACAGUUAAAGCUAAAUGAAAAUGACAACGUUGUUAUGUGCCGUACCAAGGGAGGAAGGAAGGCAUAUGUCUGCUGCUGCGUGAAGGGGUGUUCUGAAUUGAAUUUGAAAAAACAGACAAAGUGGAAUGACGUCUUUGCGAAUGCAUUUUUGUUGAGCAGUUUGAACAUUGGCGUGUCGAGCGAAAGUGAGGAGGAGGAUGAUGAUGGUGACGAAAACGAGCAUGCCGGCGGGGGAAGCAAACCUGGGAGCAAGAAGCAAUCUCACAAGCAGCAACCUCACAAACGGCAACCUCACAAACGGCAAUCUCACAAGCAGCAACCUCACAAACGGCAAUCUCACAAACAGCACCACAACGUGCGCGUUGAAAUGAGGAAGGCGGAGCUGUACACCCCCAUCAAACAAAUAAAACUUGGAGUGCAGGAAAUAAUUAACGAACCGUAUGAAAAUUUGAAGGAGUAUUACCAUGAUGAUCAUAGUAGCUAUAUGUUGCAGACCUUUUGGAAUAAUCUAAAAAGUAAGAACAUGGAGAGGUACAUAAAUCUGUCCUUGUUAAAUACUUGCUUGUUUCCAGGAAACUGCCUCAAAAUUUGUGUGCUGGGUGUGCAUACGCGCUUGACCGUCACAGAGUUGGUUGUCCAAAUGAAAGAGAAGCAACACUGGGAUGUGGCUCCGCUCGGUAAGGAUUUCCGCGUCCCCUAUGUGAGUCAGGGUAGCAAGAUUGUCGUGGAGAGGGCGGCCGCGGUUCGGUCGGAGAGUGCAAGCAGUGCAAGCAGGGGUGACCGCGGCGAUGCAAGCAGGGAUGACAGAAGUGAUGACAACGUAAGAGGUGCCCACCCCGGGGGAAACGGAACCGAACAAGAGCCCAUUGAUGAGCCCAAUGAUGAGCCCAACGAGCCCAGUGAUGGCCCCAACGAAGGCGCACCCCCCCGUGACAGCGCCAAAAAGAUCAAAAAGGGAAAAGAAAAAAAUUACCAAAAAAAUACAGAAAGCCGAAAAAAGAAGGGACUAAAAAAAAUAGGAGGGUACAACAAAAUUAAGGAUGAAAUUUAUUACUACAUUUUAUUGCCACUGAUUUAUAAAAAUGUAUAUGAUGAAUUCCACAUCGAUAUAAACAGAGGCAUUUUGCUACAUGGACCUCCAGGGUGUGGAAAAACCUUCAUUGCUUUGGCCAUCAAGGAGGAGUUACAACAAUUGAGGAGAAAAUUAUCACACAUGAGGUUGAAAGACAAAAUGAAUCACCUAAUUAGAUCAAAAAAGGAGGAAGCAGCAGAGCAAUGUAGAGAGGCACAAACGGACUGUCACAACGAAAGUAGCCAUUUAAUUUAUGACCAUCUUAGGGAAGACAUCGUCCUGCCAGAAAUGGAAAUCCUAAAAAGUACCGACCUAAUCGAUAACAACAACAGUGGAUCGAAGAUUAAUGAACUAUUUCUAAGGUGCUACAAGAGAUACAAAGAAGAAAAUAAAUGCUCAAUCGUGUUCAUUGACGAAAUUGAAAUUCUUUGUGAGAAGAGAGAAAAUGCAAACAUAAAUUUGUAUACUUCUACUUUGCUUAACAAUAUGGAUGGAAUAAAAAAGAACACACACACCAUAUUGAUAGGGGCAACAAACUACAUUAAUCAAAUGGAUUUAGCCUUGAGGAGAAGUGGAAGGUUUGACAAAGACAUCGAGAUAAAUCUCCCUAACUUGAAAGACCGAAUUUCCAUUUUUAAGAAGAAGCUAAACAGAAUCCAUCACAACAUAAGUGCGAAGCAAAUUAAAGAAAUUGCAGACUUGUGUCAGUCCUUCACUUGCUCGGAUAUCAACGCGUUAAUAAAUGUAUCCAUGUACAUGUGUUUGAGGGAAAAUCGUAUUGUGUCUCGCAGGGCGUUUAGGGGGACCUUACGAGGCUCGCACAACGGGGAGGGGGUCGAAGAAGGGGGAAAAAAGGGAGAAGUACCGGGACAAAAUAACGCGGAAGAACCGGGACAACAUGACGCGGGAGAACCGGGACAUAAUAAUGCCGAAGAAUCGGGACAAAACAACGCGGAAGAACCGGGACAACAUGACGCGGAAGCAAAGGCAACCCAGGGAGCACUCCAAGAUGGGGCAGACCGGGGAUGUCGACCUUCCCCCAAACCUGGCGAACCAGCGCACCUUCUCAAAUAUAAACACCUGCUGAAGGGGCUAAAAUAUGUGAAGCCCUCCGGCAUGAAAGAACUCUACGUAGAUAUCCCCAAGACAAGAAUCAAAGACAUAGGGGGCUACCAAUUUGUGAAGAGGUGCAUUAAGGAGUGUUUAAUAUACCCCAAAAAAUACAAACAGGUGUAUGAAAAAUAUAACAUACAGAGCCCCAAGGGCAUAUUGCUGUAUGGCCCUCCAGGGUGUUCCAAAACUCUGUUCGCAAAAGCUAUAGCUAGCGAAAUAAACAUGAAUUUUAUCAGUGUUAAGGGGCCAGAAAUUUUCUCUAAAUAUGUUGGAGAAUCUGAAAAGACAAUCAGAAAUAUAUUUAAGAAAGCUCGGGAAAAUAAUCCCUGUGUAAUUUUCUUUGACGAAAUUGACUCCAUCGCUGUGAACAGAAAUUUGAACCAAAAUUUCGUCACGAACAGGGUUCUAUGUCAGCUGCUAAACGAAAUUGACGGAAUUUACAACCGAGUCGAUGUAAUAAUUUUGGCAGCCACCAACCGACCCGAUCUUAUCGACCCCGCUUUGUUAAGACCGGGAAGGUUCGAUCGAAUUAUUUAUGUCCCUCUUCCAAAUUAUAAGUCUAGAUUAUCUAUUCUUAGGAAGACUCUAAAGUUUUACAAAAUUAAUAAUAUGAUAAAUGGACGGGGGGGAAAUGGCUCCCCAAGUAAAUCCUGCGUGGGGAGGACCAACGAGGAAGGACUUCCCAGCGGUGGGAGGACCAACGAGGAAAGACGUCCCUGCUUGGGGAGGACCAACGAGGAAGGACUUCCCAGCGGUGGGAACUCCCCCCCCUUGAAAAGGGACCUUCUGUCAGAAGAGAGAGCAAUCGAAUCGCAUCGGAAUCCUUCCCCAGACACCGCCAAAACGCGCACUGUGGAAAAACUACAAAUGGAGAGCGAAAAACAUUAUGUUGACUGUAACGCGGAUUCGUGUACCCCCACGAAUACCGUACAGGAGAACGAAGAGAAAGCGCUAAAUCGGAUCAAUCUUUCGAUAUGUGAAAAAGGUGAGGGAAAUGCCAAAACGAUAAAUGAAGAACAGUUUCCAGGGGGGGGGGAUUUUCCAAAGGAUGCAAACAACAGCGGUCAUGUGAAGGGGGACUACCAAAGGGAACCCCUGCCUCAUGAUAAUAAUUUCACACAGCUGUGCCAAUUUUUGGCCAAGAAUACAAAAAAGUACAGCGGUGCGGAAAUUGUAAAUAUCUGCAGAGAAGCAUCCAUAUGUGCAUUACGAGAGACUCUGAAAAAAUGCAGAAAUGAAAAACAAAUGCGGAGGGGAUCCUUCCCCAGAAGUUCUUUGGUUGGUCUCAGCAAAGAGCAUUUUGUGAAGGUCUUAAAAAAAAUUAAACCGCAAACAUCCGACAAGCUUAUAAAUUUCUAUAAAAAGUAUAACGAACAAAAAAAAGG
This is a messenger RNA of Plasmodium cynomolgi strain B, 3677 nucleotides long. RefSeq names its product AAA family ATPase. Lineage: Eukaryota; Apicomplexa; Aconoidasida; Haemosporida; Plasmodiidae. Gene Ontology annotation, molecular function: ATP binding; ATP hydrolysis activity. The transcript has a single exon. Gene Ontology annotation, cellular component: cytoplasm. The annotation marks the transcript as partial. The record is from RefSeq and is a predicted model, not a curated record.